Messenger RNA from Suncus etruscus (white-toothed pygmy shrew), 1190 nucleotides. It is a transcript of the gene TLE5, whose product is annotated as TLE family member 5, transcriptional modulator. Gene Ontology annotation, molecular function: transcription corepressor activity; protein binding. Gene Ontology annotation, cellular component: transcription regulator complex; nucleus. Gene Ontology annotation, biological process: regulation of DNA-templated transcription; negative regulation of canonical Wnt signaling pathway. Bases 116 to 712 code for a protein of 198 amino acids. The transcript is spliced from 7 exons. The record is from RefSeq and is a predicted model, not a curated record. Lineage: Eukaryota; Metazoa; Chordata; Mammalia; Eulipotyphla; Soricidae.
CCGAUCGGCGCCGGGACAAAGGCGCGCGGCCCCCGGCGCCCCGAGCCGCCCGAGCCGGGGCGCACCGCCGCCCGAGCCGCGGGGCGCAGCGCGCGCGCCCCCCGCCGCGCCUGACAUGAUGUUUCCACAAAGCAGGCAUUCGGGAUCCUCGCACUUACCCCAGCAGCUCAAAUUCACCACGUCCGACUCAUGCGAUCGCAUCAAAGACGAGUUCCAGCUGCUGCAGGCGCAGUAUCACAGCCUGAAGCUGGAAUGUGACAAGCUGGCCAGUGAGAAGUCGGAGAUGCAGCGCCACUACGUGAUGUACUAUGAGAUGUCUUACGGCCUGAACAUUGAAAUGCACAAACAGGCUGAAAUUGUCAAGAGGCUGAACGGGAUUUGCGCCCAGGUUCUCCCCUACCUGUCUCAAGAGCACCAGCAGCAGGUCCUAGGUGCCAUCGAGAGGGCCAAGCAGGUGACAGCGCCAGAGCUGAAUUCCAUCAUCAGGCAGCAGCUCCAGGCCCACCAGCUGUCGCAGCUGCAGGCGCUGGCACUGCCCCUGACGCCGCUGCCGGUGGGCCUGCAGCCGCCCUCGCUGCCAGCCGCCGUGAGCGCAGGCACCGGCCUCCUGUCACUGUCUGCGCUUGGGCCCCAGGCGCACCUGGCCAAGGAGGACAAGAACGGGCACGAUGGGGACGCGCACCAGGAUGAGGACGGCGACAAGUCGGAUUAGGGGGUUGGAGGGGCAGGGGCCGCCCGAGACCCCCCUCUUGAACCCGAGCCAGGUGGAGGCUGAGAGCACGCAGACACGGGGCAGCUCCCCCCUGCCGCCCACCCCUGAUCCCUUCCCACCCCACGCCCAGCCACCCAACUGCUCUUCUCCUGCACCCCAGGCGGCACAUCUGACCCGGGGUGCCCCCCAAAGUCAGCAGGGCAGUCCCUCACACCCCCACUCAAGCCCACCCUCACCUGGCACUGCAUGCACCAUGCGAGCUGCUCCCUCUUCUGGGCACCUGACCCGACCCUCCACCACCCCGCUGCACCGCCUGUCAAUUCCCGCCGCCCACUCCUGUCCCCCCUCCAGUCCCCCCUCCGCCCUGACACGGGUGUAGGGGGCAGGGAAGCUAAAGCUUAGCUGGGAAGAGCAGGGGAGGGGGGCGGGCCCCAACUUUCUCUUUCUCCCCUUCCCAAAUAAAGAUGAGGGUACUCCA